UAUAAAAAUGCACCGCACUGCAGAAUUUAGAUUUAAAUGUAUAUUUUCUGUUGAAAGAUGCAAUUACCAUUUUCUACCACCGGAGGGGAGUAGAGGUUUAAUUAUGCUCUAUGCAUGGCACAUUUUGUACACGCUUGGCUUCCUGUAUUGCUUGGGUCUGCUCCAAUAUUCCUGGUUAUACAUUUAUUGUGACGCCUUCUACAGACACAUCUACUUCUCUAUAUGCAGCUCACAACUAGACACAGUUAGAGAUGAGUCUGCUGGCAUUUACAUUGCGAUUGUGUAUUAGAGGAUGGGUCAGAAAACUCCUAUACCCACAUUCGGCAAGAAAUAUGGCCCAGUAUACACCAUUUACAUGGGCACAGAGCCAGUUGUGGUGCUUUGCAGCUGUGACGCAGUAAAAGAAGCACUCAAUGAACGUGGAGAGGAGUUUGCUGCACGUGGACAUAUGCCUCUUCUUGAUAAAAUAAGUUCUGGAGGCCAUGGAGUUGUUGGUAGCAAUGGAGAACGAUGGAAGCAGCUGCGCCGUUUUUCCUUGAUGAUAUUGAGAAAUUUUGGAAUGGGAAAGAGGAGUAUCGAAGAAAGAAUCCAAGAAGAGGCCCAAUUUCUUAACGAGGAGUUCAAGAAAACAAACACUCAGCCUGUGGACCCCACGUUUUAUUUCAGUAAUGCUGUUUCCAAUGUCAUCUGCUCAGUGGUUUUUGGAGAUCGGUUUGAAUAUGAAGACAAGGAAUUUCUCAGGCUUUUAAGUCUUUUACAUGAACUUUUCAGAGGGGUCAGCUCUAUUUGGGGACAGAUGUAUAAUGUCUACCCAAAAAUUGUUGGCCAGUUGCCAGGACCUCACAACAAGCUCUUCCAUGCACUGGAAAGCAUUAAGGAAUUUAUAACUGAAAAAAUAAAAAACCAUAAGGAAACCUUGGACCUAAGCUCUCCCAGAGAUUUUAUUGAUUGUAUCCUCAUCAAGAUGGAGCAGGAGAAGGAUAAUUUAGACACUGAAUUUCACAUGGAUGGUGCAGUUAAUACCACGUUUGAUUUAUUUGCUGCUGGUACCGAAACAGUAAGCACUACCUUACGGUAUGGUCUGCUGAUCCUUCUUAAGCAUCCUGAUGUUGAAGAACAUAUCCACAAAGAGAUUGACCAAGUCAUUGGCCAUAAUCGGGCUCCAAGCAUUGAAGAUCGCUCCAAAAUGCCCUACACGGAUGCAGUGAUCCAUGAGAUACAGAGAUUCAUUGACCUCAUACCACUGGGUCUCCCUCACAAAGUGAAUAGUGAUGUUAUCUUUAGAGACUAUGUCAUCCCUAAGGGAACUACAGUCUACCCACUGCUGAGCUCUGUUCUCCGUGACCCAAAACAAUUUAAAUUUCCAGACAAGUUCAAUCCCAGUCAUUUCCUGGAUGAAAAUGGAAAGUUUCAGAGGAAUGAUGGCUUCAUGCCUUUCUCAUUAGGGAAGCGGAUCUGUGCUGGAGAGGGUCUUGCACGAAUGGAGCUUUUCCUCUUCAUCAGCACGAUUCUACAGAAUUUCACCCUCAGAUCUUCACUGGACAUAGAAGAAUUAGACCUCAGUCCAGAGUUGAGUGGCUUUGGGAAUGUUCCUCAUCCCUACAAGAUCUGCUUCAUCCAACGUUAACUUAAAUUAAGGACAUUAUCUGUAUUCUUCCACCAACUUUCAUUGUAAUACCCAUAUUAAAGGUGCAAUAAAGUAAAAAUGAGAAGUUCCUGAUUCA
Messenger RNA from Bombina bombina (fire-bellied toad), 1724 nucleotides. Its product is annotated as cytochrome P450 2G1. NCBI's taxonomy places the organism in Eukaryota, Metazoa, Chordata, Amphibia, Anura, Bombinatoridae. The transcript is spliced from 9 exons. Gene Ontology annotation, cellular component: cytoplasm; intracellular membrane-bounded organelle. The record is from RefSeq and is a predicted model, not a curated record. Bases 293 to 1627 code for a protein of 444 amino acids. Gene Ontology annotation, biological process: xenobiotic metabolic process. Gene Ontology annotation, molecular function: iron ion binding; oxidoreductase activity, acting on paired donors, with incorporation or reduction of molecular oxygen, reduced flavin or flavoprotein as one donor, and incorporation of one atom of oxygen; heme binding.